AUGAACAUUCGCUGGAUCCACGGCUAUAAUCCUAAAGUUGUUGUUAUAAAUUUGAACGAUGACGGUAGCACGGUGGCUUUCUACGCAGCGGGCAACUGCGCUGUCCUGUACAAUUGGACGAAAAACGAAAUGAGGAUACUACAAGGACAUAGGCACAUGGUCACAAACAUAGCUUCGGACAGUAAAGGAAAAUGGCUGGUGACCGCUGACUCAGGCCCGGAGAACGUGUUAAUAGUUUGGGACAGCAGCGACUACUUCCCCCAGAAGACCUUGUUCUCUCCACAUGGUGCAACGAGCAUCGCGAAGGUCGCACUCAGUGCUGACGCAAAGUAUCUACUAACCCUUGGCUAUAAGGAUAGAGCGGUGAUCUACUGGUGGAUUUGGUCUUUUGGGUAUGACGAACCUCAUGCCUCUCUGGAAGUGCACAUAUCCCGCGGUGCAGUCAUUGAUAUGGCUUUCAAUCCUAUGAGGUCCGAACAGUUCGUACUUAUGACGAAACAUGAUAUAUGGAUUGGUAUUUCUAAGAAAACGUUCGCCAUAGAAAGGGGAGUUCUAAAAGAAACCGACAAUUACGAGUUGAAGAUUCAGACGGUCGAGAGGAAGCAAAGCACAGACUUUGGAAAACUGACUUGCUUUACUUUUGUAAAGGAGACUUCUCAGAUUCUAGUCGGGACCAAGAGAGGCAACGUGCUCGUUUAUGGCUACACUGCCGAGUACCAAGAGAACGUCGACGCUUCUAAUACUGAUGACUUAAAGUUCGUCAAAGGUUUGAGAGUAGAACAGAAAAGGAUUAAUGUUUUAAAAAAUGUCGAUGGUGUAAUUGUGACGGGCAAUAACGCUGGUGAAAUUCGCUUCUAUGACCCCCAGUUAAAACUGCUCUACUGGAUACACGGCUUCACGGUGGACUGUGUAAAAGGGCUCAGUUUCAAUUUAUCGCCGAGGAGUUAUCAAAUAUUGGACCCAAAAUGUAAUCAACCAUGUCCGUGUUGGGAAAAUGUGAUACUGGAGGUAGAUCCAGAGACUGGUGUCAAGCGCCAGAAGCUUAUGAGGAGCAGACUGCCUCCUGACGCAACUGUGGCUAACAAACCGUUCGUCGUCAGAGAUUUUAUUGUGUGCACAAACGACCAGGGUAUCGGCUUCGUGGAAUUCGUAACGGAGAAGAACAUGAUCAUCAUGGACAACAAGACAUCACCAGCGCUGUCUCUUACCGUACACCCUGAGAAGCCUUUUGUUUGCGUUGGCUACACUGACGGGACAGUAGAAAUGUAUAACUUCGACCAGCAUAAAUUGUUCACGAGACUGGACCUUAGAGAUCGUUACAAGAUCGUUACUCCUUCGAAGGACGAUUCCAUCAAGUGCAGCGUUGACGUGGCUAUGCCGCAACUGUCUGUUACCAGCAUGAAGUAUUCACCAUCAGGCUUGCACCUAGCUUGCGGUCUUAAUACAGGAGAAUUGUUGUUCUUGGACCCAACCACGAUUGAAAUACGCACAAACAAACCCUUCAGGGACACCAAAUACGCCAUCAAGGAAAUAACAUACAGCCCUGAUUCUCUCACAUUGGCGUGCGCUGAUGAGGGUAGAACGAUAUGCCUGUACAAGUAUGAUUGUUCUGCCCUGGCGUGGAAGUUCAUCGCGAAGCACAGGGCGCAUUACAAAGAUAUUACCGCGGUCUUCUUCUUGCCCGAAAAGAACGGAAACGGAGACUACAAGCUGGUCUCACUCGGCGCAGACCGCAUCCUUGUAGAGUACGAUAUUGGAGCUAGCUUUGACGAGUAUCUGGAAAUACUAAGCUUGGAUAGAAUAGACCAGACGGCUGUCCCGCUGACCGGUAUACCUUGGCCUAAUCCAAAAGAUGUGGAUCCGGAAACUUGUCGCACUGAUUUACCUAUGAUUCUAGUCGCAAAUGACGAACACAAAUAUAAAAUUAUAAAUUAUAAAACAACAAUGACCCUAUCUACAAUACUCGGCCCUCGUUUCGAGCAUCCAGUACGUAAGAUCCAACUGGUAACUAAGAGAGAAGGAGACGAGAUCUCACAAUAUCUCCUGUUCGCCACUAAAAAUAUAAUUGGUCUACAGAAGAUGCCUCUAGAUGGCAAUCCAUGGAAACACAUCGGUCUGUUGGGGCAUCCAAUAGAGGUGACACAGAUGUGUUAUCGGGAAGACCACGGUGCUCUGUUUACAAUAGGAGCGAAGGACAGCUGCGUGACACAGUGGGCUGCUGAUUACAGUGCGUUAGACAAAACAACUAAGCUGGGAGGUGGAGACCUCGAUCCCUACUAUUGUUUAAUCGAAAACGGUCGGCCUGGCUGGCUGUUCCACGAGAUCCGCGACUUAUUUUACUACAUCCAGAUAUUGUGCCAAGGCACCUUCUCACCGUCUAUGAGACGCGUCAAGGACUACAUCCCUUUAGACGCGCUCCCUGAUUUGAUGAGGGCGCUGGGUUUCUUUCCCUCUGAAUAUGAGGUCGAAAAUCUGAUCGUUGAGGCGAAGUACAAAGUGUGCCAACGACGCCCCUCAACCGAGAUAAACUUCGAGGAGUUUGUAAAGUUAUAUUUGAAUCAUCGGUCCGCGUUCGCCAAGGACUACAGGAGCCUCAGGAAUGCAUUUAGAAACUUCGCAUCUAUUCACGAGAACUCCUAUGUCAUUACGAGGGACGAGUUCAUAAGCAUGUUAAGAAAUCAUGGAGAACGGUUCCCGCGGGAAUUGUCGUGGUACCUGCUGUCUAUUCUUUGUGAUCACAGCUUUGAGGAGAGAACCAUGUUGAGCGACGAAUAUUUCUCCUUUUUACCAGAGACAAUAACGCUGGGUGAUCUUCUGACGAACAUAAUUGGAGUACAGGAUUAUGAGAACAUGUCGGAGCAGUUUUCAGGCAAAGCUUCUAGUAGCUCGCAGCACACCGCCUCGUCAGACUCCGAUGAUGGGACAUUUUUGAUGUCACAUUAA
Parnassius apollo (apollo) is the source of this 2943-nucleotide messenger RNA. The record is from the annotation of a GenBank genome assembly. Lineage: Eukaryota; Metazoa; Arthropoda; Insecta; Lepidoptera; Papilionidae.